This is a messenger RNA of Cyclocybe aegerita, 1422 nucleotides long. The record is from the annotation of a GenBank genome assembly. Lineage: Eukaryota; Fungi; Basidiomycota; Agaricomycetes; Agaricales; Hemipholiotaceae.
AUGGAGUACUCUGCUCGAUCUGCAUUCGACAGGCUAAUUACGCAUUUGGACCAAUCUCUCCAGGCAUGUGGGAAGCUCUCCGACCAGUUACUGCGUAUUACUUUGGCGAACCGUACGCCGUACUGGGACCAGAUGCAGCGCCGUUUUAAAGCGUUGGUGGCAAGGCAGAGUACCCUCUAUCGGCCACUGCACAAUUAUCAAGCUCUACAGAGCCUUCGGAUGCACGAGAGCGAAAGCAACAUCCUCCUUCUCAGCGCUUGCAAUACAGCUGCUAUCAAAGAAAUGAGGAACGUACUCGUGAAUCAAAUAUCCAAUAAGGCUGGAGCUCCUCGCGAACCAGCAGAGGCAAGUCUACGGCCGACGGCAUUUCUGGGCGAAGUCAACUUCCAUCCUGAAUUGAGUCAACUACGUCCAGGGAAACACGGUUGGAUGUUCGCCAUAUUUGGCGAGCAAAAGGACUUCAUUAAGAGCGCUAAGUCCUUCAGGGUCAUCCGGAAUGAUAGCGAAGAUUAUGGAGUCUACAUUGCAUCAGAAAUCCGUGGAGUCUCCAUGCUAGGGCUUGAAUUUCUCACUUUGGAUCAGCAGCUGCGGGAUGAAGUCCUCCGAGUCUGUAGCCAGACAGAGAGCUCAAUCGAUGGGCUUCGGCAGGAGGUCAUGUUUUCCAGAGCUCCUAUAGCCUGCCUUUUCCUUCGGUGCGUUGCCAAACCACCACCAAGUGCCCGUCCUGGAGAAAAAGCAAUUGGCGACUUUAAGCAGUGUGCUCAGCCAGUGGCAAUGCAUACGCCGCCGCCUCAGCCUUUCGGCCCUCAUGGAAUAUUGAUUCGUAGCGCGACGCCAACCACCCGGACGCGCGCCCUUCAGGAAGCAGUGGAAGCACAGCGUCGGAUGUUGGCCUUGAUAGCCACCGCUUCCAAGCCGACCUCCUCCUCAGCCUCCGGACCCUUUCCAACAGGCAAUGCGUCGCCCAUUGGGAGCACCCAAUAUAUGAGUUAUCCUAGCGCUGUUCAUCCACCAGCAGGAAAUAUCUCCUUGGCAUCUACACAGUCCUUCUACGAGCCCGCCUACGAGGGUUAUCAGAACUCCCAUGCUGCUCAGCGUAACGGCUUCCAAACUGGCGAAGCAGGGCUCUCGUUCGAUGAAACAGUCGCCAUCCACGCCGAGUCCUCCGAACGAUCUACCCAAUCUUGGCCACACAACUCGGAGGCGCACGUUGGGCAUGUUCCCGCUAACCAGUAUCAGGCCGACAAUUUCUCCCAGUACGGCCAGCCCGGUCACUCAAACAUGAACACCUGGGCGCCCCCUUACAAUCCGACCUUAAAUGAAAUGCAGGACGACAAUGCCCAAUGGCAAGCGACCGAGGAGGAUCCCGGCCCGAGUCACCCUUCGGCGUUCGAGCUGGCGUUUCGUCCAUACCAAUCUUGA